CUUGACACAAAAAGAAAUGAGCAAUCUUGGAUCUUACCCUCCGGCGUUUCGCCACCAAAACAAGGAGCAAAGCCAGAAGUAUGAUCCGGCUGAUGAAGAGGAUUCAUUAGAUCUUAUUCCUCUGAUAGAUCUCCAGUGUAUAAACCUGGACAAACUUGGGGAGGCAUGUAAAGAAUGGGGUAUGUUUCGUUUGGUUAAUCAUCAAGUUCCUUUGACCCUUAUGAACCAACUUCAAGAACAAGCCAAAAAGGUUUUUUCUCUAUCGUUUGAAUCCAAACAAAGGUUAUUCACUAGUCCAGUGUCCUACUUUUGGGGGACUCCUGCUCUUACUCCAUCGGGAACUGCCUUAUCAAGAGGUCCCAACAAUAUAAACUGGGUUGAAGGAUUCAACGUUCCUCUCAGUCAACUCUCUCAGUUUCAAGCCGAUGAAGAUCCCAUGCUUCAUUCUUUCAGACUUUUGUUGGAGGAAUACGGGAGGCAUAUGGGAAGGCUUGCUAAAACACUAUUUGAAGCAAUGGUGAAGAACCUUAAUUUGGAUUCUGAAGAAUCCAAGUCUAAUCUAUCAGAAUCCACUGGGUAUGUGAGAGCUUAUCGCUACCCGGGUUUACCUGAAACUGAGGCUCUAGGCAUGGAGUUGCAUACAGACAGCUCGGUUCUCUCUAUACUGAAACAAGACAUUGUGGGCGGACUUGAACUGUUCAAAGACGAUAAAUGGUUCAAAGUUAAACCCAUUCCUGGCACAAUGAUUAUAAAUCUUGGAGACAUGAUGCAGGCAAUCAGUAACGAUGAGUACAUGAGCGCGAAGCACAGAGUGAAAACGAAAAAACAGGUGGAGAGAUUCUCAAUCUGCUACUUUGUAUUCCCAGAAGAAGGCAGUGUGAUUCGGAGCUCAAACUACAAGCCUUUUACUUACAGUGAUUUCCGGGCGCAGGUGCAAGAUGACAUUAAGACUUUAGGUUAUAAAGUUGGGCUGGAAAGGUUCAAAAUUCAUCAGGAUUAAUUAGGUGCUUGCUACAGCUUAUUAUAGAGUGCUCAACAGUCAACAUUCAAUAAUUAAUGUUUCUGUGUUUUUGUUGACUCCAUUUUCUAGUUAAUUAAACUAUAUGUUAUCUUUUUCUUAAUUA
This is a messenger RNA of Pistacia vera, 1124 nucleotides long. Its product is annotated as gibberellin 2-beta-dioxygenase 8-like. Gene Ontology annotation, molecular function: dioxygenase activity. Bases 17 to 1000 code for a protein of 327 amino acids. The record is from RefSeq and is a predicted model, not a curated record. NCBI's taxonomy places the organism in Eukaryota, Viridiplantae, Streptophyta, Magnoliopsida, Sapindales, Anacardiaceae. The transcript is spliced from 3 exons.